UCCUGUUUCUCCGAACGAGCUUCUGUUCCUUUGGGCUUCUCUCCCUCUCUCCUACCUCUGCCAGAGUUUCUAGGGUUUCAAUCUUCCUCUGCUUUAUAAUCGUCUAUCCUUAUUGUUGAGGUUCUUCGGAUUGAUUGUUUUGUUAGAUUUGUCUUUGUUUUGUUUUUUGGAGUUCAUCGCGUUAUCGGAAAAUAAAGCAACUUUAGCUGAUCGUUUUCGUCAAAGUCCGACCUUGGAUCCCCUUGCUCGCCGCUUUCGAGGUGACUUCUUCUGUGUUAUAUCUGUCGGCUUCCUUUCGACCUCGACUUGAAGUCUGCUCGUCCUCUGUAUUCUCCAUUGAAUUUUCGGAGGCUUUUUUUUGCUUUCGUUACCAUUUUCUUUCACAGAGUUGCUUUCAGUGGAUGAAAUGAUUUGCCUUCCGCUUUAAAAGUUUCAAACGGUUGCAAAAUUCUGUAAAAAAAUUCCAUUUGUGUUACUUUUGUGAUUCCUAUCUGGUUGCUCUAGGUCAGGGAACAUGGGUGAUUCCUGUUGCUGAGUGAGAGAGAGUUGUGUUAGCGCUGUUUCGGGAGGUGCUCUUGGUUUCUGCAGAGAUGGAAGGUGUGGAAGAGGCUAAUAGUGCAGCUGUGGAGAGCUGCCACGGAGUGCUGAGCCUUCUAUCUGAGACCAAAGACCAAACCCUAGCUUACGAACAUGUAGCGACAGAGACAGGAAAGGCAAUUUCAAGGUUUGACAAGGUCGUUUCUAUGCUUGGUAAUGGCAUGGGUCAUGCAAGAUUUAGGAGGCCGAAGAACACCCAAUACCACCAUUUCAAUCGCAGUAUCUUCUUAGAUAGUUUAGUGGUAAGCAGAGCUGACCAUUCUCCGUCUUUGCUCCAACUCCUGCCAACAACUCCACUGCUAGAAAAACCAGUCAGUGAGAUGAAGGUUUCAAAUUCCAAGAUGCCUCUUCGAGUCCCAUCCAGCUUGAUGCUGGAGAACCCAAUAGUGACAAAGGGCAGCAGGAGCGAUCUUCAAGCUGCCUUCCACAGUCCCACUCCCUCCCACUUUCAUUUCCUUCAACAGCAGCACAACCACCAGAUGCUUCAGCUUCAGCAACAGCUGAAGUUCCACAAUGGAACGUAUGGGAGGAGCACCAACAGUGGGCUCAACCUCAUGUUUGACAACUCGAGUUGCACGGGGACUGCGUCAUCUUCUAGGUCCUUCUUGUCGUCCCUGAGCAUCGAUGGAAGUAUGGGGAGCAUGGAUGGGAGGGCCUUUGACCUAGUUAGUAGACAACAAUUGUCCAGUCCCGUGAACUGGCACCUUCAGGAGAGGAAGUGCUCCAAAGGAGGGAAUGAUGGAAAUGGCAAAUGCAUGAAAACAGGCAGGUGCCACUGCUCAAAGAAGAGGAAGUUGAAAGUGAAGAGGACCAUUAAGGUUCCUGCUAUAAGUAACAAACUUGCUGAUAUCCCUGCUGAUGAUUACUCUUGGAGGAAGUAUGGUCAAAAGCCAAUUAAGGGCUCUCCUCAUCCUAGAGGAUACUACAAAUGUAGCAGCAUGAGGGGCUGCCCUGCAAGGAAGCAUGUUGAGCGAUGUGUUGAAGAUCCAUCCAUGUUGAUUGUGACCUAUGAAGGAGAGCACAACCAUGGGAAGCUUCCAACGCAGUCCACAGGCACAUAGAGCUCGUCGAAGAGUCCCUUACAUCCUGGAAGUAUUCUACGCCUUCAAGAGAACAGCUCAUAGUACAGUCGUCGUCUUCUCGGUUAAGUUUCGGGUCAAAAGGAACCUAAAUUCUUGUCAACUAAAUUGGAGGAACUGGUGUUAACAUGUUAUAGUUUAUGCUCUAACCUCUGUAGAAGGGCUUUGUGCUUGCCUACAGUGUAACGCCCUGCCUAGGCUAUAGAGAACAUAUGAAGGUUUUUGUGUUUGAUGUUGAUGAAUUUAUUGGUCUUGGGGUUUGUUGAUACUUCACUCAACUCAUUCUUGUUUUUUCUGA
Zingiber officinale is the source of this 1974-nucleotide messenger RNA. Its product is annotated as protein WRKY1-like. Gene Ontology annotation, biological process: regulation of DNA-templated transcription. Bases 591 to 1658 code for a protein of 355 amino acids. The transcript is spliced from 3 exons. Gene Ontology annotation, molecular function: DNA-binding transcription factor activity; sequence-specific DNA binding. Lineage: Eukaryota; Viridiplantae; Streptophyta; Magnoliopsida; Zingiberales; Zingiberaceae. The record is from RefSeq and is a predicted model, not a curated record.